CCUGAUACCUUUGGCAACAGCCCACCGGCGCCUAUCAUGCUUUUCUAGGAAAUGUAGCCACCAAACCCCAGAUAUCGGCAAUCGCCCACGCGUUCUGGAUGUCACCUGCACAAAACGACAAAUUCUGCACUAACGCAAUCUGGCAAAGUACCCGCCUCUUGAUAAUGCAAGAGGAGGUGGGGGGGAGUGUCUGGGUUCCGGCAAAGCAUGGAAACGUGGGGAAUGCUAGACUGAUUAUGGUGAAGUACGCGCUUGAGAACACCAGAUGACGAUGGUGAUGAUGGGUUUGCAUACUGGCGAUCGGCAGGAGGGGAAACGAUCUCUGGAGUGAGGGAUCCUUCCGUCUGUUGAAGAAAGAUCAAUGAUGCAUUCCGAAUCGGUACUCUUGGCCCUCAGUUGGGCAGCCAUUGCUACCGCCCACGCCGGCCAUGGGCAGUCUCAGAAGAGCAUUGCUGGACCCCACAAGUCUCUGUGGUAUAACACACUUCCCGGUGAUGGUGGUACACAGGCCGACUCGGUCUUCUCCGGUAUCUCUACCUUUGGCCGUCUGCCCUACCAGCCUUGCCUUCAAAACCCCGACGCCAUCUACGACAUUGCUUUCAUCGGUGCCCCUUUCGACACAGGGACAUCGUAUCGGCCUGGUGCUAGAUUCGGUCCCUCCGGGAUUCGACAAGGCUCUCGUCGUCUGAAUCUUUAUGGAGGAUACAAUGUUCCCCUGAAGACCAACCCCUUCAACAGCUGGGCCACUGUGCUCGACUGCGGUGACAUCCCCGUUACCUCGUACGACAACACUUGGGCUCUGAAGCAGAUUGAGGAAGGUCAUUUCCAUAUCCUCUCGCGCCCGCCUGCGACAGAUGCCGACAAGAGGGGCCCGGCAAUCAAGGGCAAGACGCUGCCUCGCGUCAUCACGCUGGGCGGAGACCAUACCAUCACCCUGCCCCUGCUGCGGUCCAUCAACCGUGCCUACGGCCCCGUCUCAGUCAUUCAUUUUGACAGCCACCUGGACACAUGGAAACCCAAGGUCUUUGGCGGAUCUCCCUCCGACGUCGCCGCAAUCAACCAUGGCACCUACUUCUACCACGCCGCCAUGGAGGGUCUGCUCGCCAACGACACCAACAUCCACGCCGGAAUCCGCACCACUCUCAGCGGGCCCAGCGACUACGACAACGACGGCUACUGCGGCUUUGAGAUUGUUGAGGCCCGCGAGAUCGACACGAUUGGCACCGACGGCAUCAUCAAGAGGAUCCUCGACCGCGUUGGCACCAAGAGGCCCGUCUACCUCUCCAUCGACAUUGACACGCUGGACCCGGCAUUUGCCCCGGCCACCGGCACGCCCGAGACAGGAGGCUGGUCGACGAGGGAGCUUCGAACCAUCCUUCGCGGGCUGGAGGACCUCAACUUGAUCGCAGCCGACAUUGUCGAGGUCGCUCCCGCGUAUGACACGAACGCCGAGCACACGACCAUGGCUGCGGCCGAUGUGCUCUAUGAGGUCAUGAGCAUCAUGGUGAAGAAGGGCCCCUUGAGCAAGAUGAUUGAAAACAAUGAGGCGGAUGAUCUUUGAUUUUUGAGUGGUGAACUGGGACUCGACAGAUGAGCAUGAACAGGGCGUUUCAGGGGGAUUGAAAGGUUUGAAAUGAACUUCACGAGCUAGAAGAAUACACCGCCCCAUA
Parathielavia appendiculata is the source of this 1670-nucleotide messenger RNA. Its product is annotated as Arginase/deacetylase. The transcript has 7 exons. Gene Ontology annotation, molecular function: metal ion binding; agmatinase activity. Bases 362 to 1561 code for a protein of 399 amino acids. The record is from RefSeq and is a predicted model, not a curated record. Lineage: Eukaryota; Fungi; Ascomycota; Sordariomycetes; Sordariales; Chaetomiaceae.